This is a messenger RNA of Amphibalanus amphitrite, 548 nucleotides long. RefSeq names its product cuticle protein 7-like. NCBI's taxonomy places the organism in Eukaryota, Metazoa, Arthropoda, Thecostraca, Balanomorpha, Balanidae. The record is from RefSeq and is a predicted model, not a curated record. Bases 39 to 446 code for a protein of 135 amino acids. Gene Ontology annotation, cellular component: extracellular matrix. The transcript is spliced from 2 exons.
CAGUUGUGGUGACGCUCCAGCCCCAAACAACUCCAGACAUGAAGGUGUUCAUCGUUGCCGCCGUCCUGGCCGUGGCCGCCGCUGCCCCGGCCCCGGAGAACCCGCCGUCCUACCGCCCGGCCCCGGCCUACAAGCCGGCCCCCUACCACCCGGAGCCCCAGUACAAGGAGGAGGCCAAGCCGUACGCCUUCGAUUACGCCGUCGACGACAAGUACACCGGCACCAACUUCGCCCAGAACGAGAAGAGCGACGGCCACAACGCCGAGGGUUCCUACACCGUGGCUCUGCCCGACGGCCGCAUUCAGACCGUCAAGUAUACCGCCGACCAUACCAACGGAUUCAACGCCGAGGUCACCUAUGAGGGCGAGGCGAAAUAUCCCGAGCACCACCCGGCCCCGGCCUACAAGCCCGCUCCCGCCCCCUACAAGCCUGCGCCUAAGUACUAAGAUGUUGUGAUUUAGGCAACUUAUGUGUCUGAAGUAUAUAUUUUAUUUAUUUGUGAUUCUUUAUGUUUGUGCUAAAUAAAACAUCUCACUCACGCUUCUGAA